This is a messenger RNA of Pomacea canaliculata, 1633 nucleotides long. RefSeq lists its product as uncharacterized. Bases 554 to 1342 code for a protein of 262 amino acids. NCBI's taxonomy places the organism in Eukaryota, Metazoa, Mollusca, Gastropoda, Architaenioglossa, Ampullariidae. The record is from RefSeq and is a predicted model, not a curated record. The transcript has 7 exons.
CCGAUAACAUAGACUUUGACAGCAACCGUUUGUUUAUUGACGACCUGUCAUGAUUCCGCCAUCUUGACAUCCUCUUUAUGAUCAAGUUGAUGAGGGGUAAGUCACAUACUCUCAAAAAUAUAUGCUUUUACCUUCUACUUGUUUGACUUAAAAGAAAGAUAAGUCAUUGUUAUUUCAUGUAGUCACACCAAUGUAAGUGGAAUGCAGUGAACACAUGAACUACUUGAAUACAGCGACACCACAGACUAGCGGACCUCAAGUGACGACAGACUGAAAGGUGAACGACUGACCAGCCAUUUAAAUGUAGAAGCUGCACAUUUACCCCUCCGGAAACUUGAAGUCGCUCACACAACUACAUACUCAUUCCAUUCUCACGAGCUCAUACUGUCUUCGCCGUCACAGGCUGAGGAAGCGAAUCGUCCACAAGAAAUGUGUUAGGACCGUGAAAAGUGCUGUCGAUAGCAGUUUCCAUCUGACUCAGUGCUGUGGAGAAGCAAAACGGGUUUCCUGUCUCCAACUUACUUUGUUGUAUGAGAGGAAGCCAUCUCUAGCUAUGUCUGGACCUCAGCCACCUUCAUCACAACAGGUCAAACGCCAGAAGGCCGCUGGUGGAUGUCGGGUCAAAGUUUACCUACACGCCGUGACUGAUGCACAGGCUGAACUUCUUACAGAUGUUGGAAGAAAACGUCCACUUGAAGAAAUCAGUAAGAAGACAGGCACUGAUAUAGAGUUCGACCCUUACACCUCACCUGUACCAGGUAUGAAGAUUGUCAUCAUCCGCGGUGUCCCAUCUAAGAUCGAGAUGGUGGUCAGACUCAUCCAUCAGGUGACAGGUGCUCAGGACACACUGUCAGCACAAGCCCAGACAUUCUGGCUCCAGUGGGUUGAGGCCGCGUACCCUGACCUCGAGUCUCGCGCCUACUUCCUGCCUCCUGUCUACUUCAACAGCGUGCCGAUGACUAGACAGUCGGUAGGUGGUCAGAAUGUUCUGGUCCUUCAGUCAGCACCUGGACAGGCUGGUCAGUGCAACAAACAGGGGAUGGCUCCACUUGUUGCUCGUCAGGUUGUCAGUCCUCAGCCUCCUCGAGUUCAGGACAGUGAUGUUAGAGAUGAUGCUGCCAUGGAGCGGGUUCUCAUCUGUGUGCAGGAAAUGUCUCAACAGAACAAAGAAGUUCUGGUAGGACUUAGUCAGCUGAAGUUCGGACAGUACUUGGGUGAACCUUGUUACUCAGCCGCAGUUGCCCAGUUACCUGUCGCCCUCAGUCCUCCGUCGUGUCUGCCCCGAAACUGGUCACGUGAUUGGUUGGGUACAACAGAGAGGUCUGUAAUGAGAGGUCUGUAAUCCUCUAGACAGAACACUGGGAGACAAGGGGUUAAUUAGGGACUAUAAUGAACACUAAAUAUUUAAGCUUGUGAGUGUUUAAAAGCUCAAGAGUGUUUAUUGACGACUAAGGUGAGAUGGAGGAGGUUGUGGGAGGAUGUGAUGAUAGUAGACCUAACAUCUUGUCAUCUCAAUAUCAAUGUCAGUCUUCCACUGAAUGUCACCACACGUACAUUUGAUAUCAACAUGUUAUUUACACGUAAACACUCGUACAGUGUUAGUUGAUGUUGUGAUACUAAUUGAACUCAGUGU